Sinocyclocheilus grahami is the source of this 2374-nucleotide messenger RNA. RefSeq names its product verrucotoxin subunit beta-like. Gene Ontology annotation, biological process: protein deubiquitination. The transcript has 9 exons. The record is from RefSeq and is a predicted model, not a curated record. Lineage: Eukaryota; Metazoa; Chordata; Actinopteri; Cypriniformes; Cyprinidae. Gene Ontology annotation, molecular function: protein binding; cysteine-type deubiquitinase activity. Bases 35 to 2374 code for a protein of 779 amino acids.
GUGAGAACGAAUCUAGAAGCAGCUUUCCAGACGUAUGGAUACAGUGGGAGUGAAUGUGAUUGAGACAGCAGCUCUAGGGAGACCCUUCCAUCUGGGCAUGCUGUAUGACUGCAGGAAAGAUGCUCUCAUACCAGGAAUCACACUGUGGGAUCCAGAAAAGCUCAAGGAGAGCAUACGAACCCAUCCCCAAAUUAACACUGAUUUCAAAGUCUCUGCUUCAGACUCCAUUGAGGACAAAUCCAGCUUACUGAACAUCGACGGCUCUCUGAAACUCAGUCUUUUAGGUGGACUGAUCAAUGUGACAGGAGCAGCCAAAUAUCUCAACGACACCAAGAAGUCUUUCAGACAGCAGAGACUGACGCUGCAUUAUCACUCCACCAGCAGGUUUGAAGAACUGACCAUGAACCACUUGGCUUCUGAAAAUAUAGUUUAUCAUGAUGUGUUUGAUAAUGAUGCAGCGACACACGUGGUGACAGCAGUGCUGUAUGGAGCAGACGCCUGCUUUGUGUUUGACAGAGAAGUGUCAGCAGAUGAGAACAAAAGUACAGUAGAAGGAGAAGCAAAAGUGGCUCUUGAGAAACUCAAAUUCAUUUCAGGUGAUGCAAACAUCAGUCUGAAGAUGGAUGAAGCUCAGAAGAAUGCAGUCCAGAAAUUCACAUGCACAUUUUAUGGUGAUUUCCAGUUACCGUCGAACCCGACCUCUUUUAAAGAUGCGCUGAAGGUUUUCACUGAUCUUCCAAAACUGCUGGGAGAAAAGAAAGAGCUGAUGGUUCCUCUGAGAGUUUGGCUUUAUCCUCUGGACAAACUUCACUCGAAAGCUUCAAAACUUCAGAAAGAUAUCAGCAUGGAUCUCAUUAUUAAAACUGAAUCAGUGAUUGAGAGUUUAAAUACAGCUGAGAUGAGAUGCAGUGAUCUUCUUCUGAAAGACUCACCUGCUUCAACUUUUGCUGAAUUUUGUGAUAAAAUACAGCAAAUGAAGCAAAACUGCUAUGUAUACAAGCUGAGACUCAUGAAGAAACUCGGCUCUCUGCUGCCAAACAUCCGUGGAGACGUGAUGAAGGAAACAGCACUGAAUGAUCUUCUACAAGAACAUGAUGGAUCUCCAUUCAGAGGACGAGACCUGGCAGAAUGGCUGAAAGAGCGAGAAAGAGAGUCUAAAAUCAUUAAAUCAGUCCUCAGACAGCUGAAGGAUGCUGGUGCACAGGUAGAAGAUGAUCUAGAUGUCAUCUGGAUGGAUCUGGAAGUUGGAAAUCUGGUCUGUUACACGUUCACACCAUUGAACUGGACAGAUGUGCUCCUUCCUAAACAAACCACCUAUCUGAAUCCUUCAGCAAAAGGAGAAAAUGAUGUGAACUGCCCUGAUUCAGAGCAAAAGACUUGGCUCACUCCUGAGAUCCAAAAGAACAUGAAAAGCAACUUGGAGAUAUUUAAGAAAUUGAUCAAUUCAAAUUACUGUAAAUCAGACAUGUUCAUUGUGUCCUCAAGAGAGAUUAAGAAUAAUCCUGGCUCCUGUAUUCUGCUGUAUGAACAUGGAUGUGAUGAAGCUGUUUGCUUUAUUCCUCCAUCCAAACCAGUCUGUCCAGUCACUGAAGAGGUCACAGAAAACACUGUGGUUCUGAAGGUUCCUCCAGUGUGUUCUGCUACAGUGGAACUGAGAUUACUGUAUAAACUGAAGCAAGACUCAGUCUGGACAUCUAAACCUGUGAUGAAGAAUCAACACACAGUUACUCUGACUGAUCUGAGAGCAGAGACUGAGUAUGAGAUCAAAUGUGCAGCGCUGGGGAAACUCGACUACACCGUAUACAGUGACGUCAUCAGAGUCACUACAGAGGGAAGGAACAGAUCUGUUAUGGGAGCCACCAGCUACUCGAACGCCGUCCUGCAAACCCUCUACAUGACGCAGGAGUACAGGGAACGUGUUAUGAGAAUGAAGAGUAGAGAUGAUUCCUCUGAUGGUGACUUCAUUGAAGAGCUGAAGUCACUGUUUGAUAAAUUAGACAAAGAGUCUCGUCCAGUUUCAACAGCUGGGAUCUCAAGGAGCCUGGGCAUCACUGAUGUUUAUAAACACAAAGAUGCAGCAGAGUAUCUCUGUUUGAUUCUGAGCAAGACUCCUGGACCAUCUGAGAUUUUUAAGGGCACUAUGGAGAAAACUGGUAGAUGUGAUUCGUGCAACCAAAGGAUAUCAGAACAGAGUGAUUUCUUCACAAUGAACAUCUCUCUUAGAGAAUCAAAUGAUGUGGGCUUUGCUUUGAAGGCACGCAUUGAUCAAAUGCGUGCAUCUUCUGUAAGCUGCAGUCGCUGUUCACACAGAGAAACCAAGGCAAAUGCAAGUAUCUUCUCCAAGUCUGAUGUGUUUAGAGUUCAGUUCAGCUGA